AUGACGCUGCCUUCAUCUUACCAAACCUAGUUGCUGGGUAUGAAUGCGUUCCUACGCUACUAUAGCAUACUGUUUGUGUUAAGCUGAUCUCUAUCCGAACUGAGGAUUAAGGAGACCUGUGGUCAGAGUGAUAAGCGGAACUCUGAGGACGCCUCCGCCUCUUCAGCUCGAGCUCCGGUUCGGUUUAAACGGUUAGCAGCCUGAGGUCUGCCAUGAGUGGCCAUGUGGAACCAGAAUCCCAGACCAUCAGCCCGGACAUGCCGGCCAUGUUUGAUGGCAUGAAGCUGGCUGCAGUGGCCACGGUGCUUUACAUCAUAGUGCGCUGCCUUAACCUUAAGAGUCCCACUGCUGCCCCUGAAAUCACCUGUCAGGAUACCACCCUCAAUCGCUACCUAAUCAAGUCAUGCCCCAUCCUGUCCAAAGAGUACAUUCCACCCUUAUUGUGGGGUAAAAGUGGGCAUUUUCAAACUGCGCUGUAUGGAAAGAUGGGCCGGGUCAGUUCUCCACAUCCAUGUGGCGUGCGCAUGUAUCUUCCCAUGCAAGAUGGAGCUACAGCCACGUUUGACCUUUUUGAGCCUCUUGGUGACCAUCUAAGUGGUGAUGAUAUAACAAUGGUGAUCUGUCCUGGGAUCGGUAACCACAGUGAGAAGCACUAUAUUCGCACCUUCGUGGGUUACUCCCAGAAGCAAGGCUACCGAUGCGCUGUUCUCAACCACUUAGGGGCUCUUCCAAACAUCGAGCUGACCUCCCCAAGGAUGUUCACUUAUGGCUGUACAUGGGAGUUUUCAGCCAUGGUGAGCUAUAUCAAACGGGCAUUCCCCCAGACUCAGCUCAUAGUGGUGGGCUUCAGUCUUGGUGGGAACAUUGUGUGCAAGUUCCUGGGGGAGAACCAGAUUAAUCAGGAUCGGGUCCUGUGCUGUGUCAGUGUCUGUCAGGGCUAUAGCGCUUUGAGAGCUCAAGAGACAUUUCUACAGUGGGACAGAUGCAGGAGACUCUAUAACUUCCUCAUGGCAGACAACAUGAAAAAGAUCAUCUUGUCCCACAGAGGAAGCCUGUUCGGCACACGUUCCACCAAAAUGGAGAUAAUGGAUCUAAGUCGCCUGUACACAGCCACAUCUCUAAUGCAGAUAGACGACAACAUUAUGAGAAAGUUUCAUGGUCAUGAUUCUUUAAAAGAAUAUUAUGAAAAGGAAAGCUGUGCACAUUAUAUUCACAAUGUAACGGUCCCUCUACUUCUGGUGAACUCUUCAGAUGAUCCUCUAGUCCAUGAUUCUCUACUGACCAUACCUCGGGCACUAGCAGAAAAGAAAGAGAACGUGAUCUUCGUGCUGACGCUGCAUGGAGGGCACCUGGGCUUUUUUGAAGGUGCUGUGCUCUUCCCUCAGCCUCUUACAUGGAUGGAUAAAGUUAUCGUCAGUUAUUCUAAUGCUAUCUGCCAAUGGCAGAAGCAACAGCCACAGUGCCACCAAGCAACAGACUGCACAGAACUCAAAGGCAAAGCGUAGCACUUUUCAAUAUGCCUCAGUUUACUCAAACGAAUAACUCAAGAGCAUCCAAUGCGUGAUGCGUUAACCGAGUGUAUACCCUCUGGAUGAACUGCAGUCUUGCACAUUCACAUAUCUCUAUGAUCACAGCUGGCUUUAGCACAGUAACUCUAAUGAAUUCACCACUAUCACACACACACAAUACAACAUACAAUUUACAGGGUGACAAGUGAUAACACAGGGUAUAUGGAUUCAUAUUGAGCUGGAACAAGACUCAGUUUCAUUUUUUUCUUUAUAAAUGUACACUGAGAAAUGAAAGGCAUGUGUUCCAACAUUUGAACAGAUGUUUUGUAAAAGAAUCUUUGUGGGAAGUUGUCAGAAAUAUGGGGAGAUUAAUGUCACAGAGAGGUAGCACUUUUUCAGAACACUAUAAUUAUUUGAUUGGAGAAAAGUAGUUUUUCUUGUAUCUCAUUUAGUUUAGUAUGAUUUUGUUUAUUAUGAUAGUACAGGAUGACUCCAUAGCAAGAAAUUUCAGUUUUCCUCUGUAUUGCAGUGUCGCCCCCUGGUGGCAGCUAGUGAAAUCAGAUGAUUUUCUAUUAUAUAAAAGUGCAAAAAAAUUAAAUAAAUGUCGAGAUCAUUUUUGGCCAAGCAGUUUAAUAUUAAGUGGUAAAUCUUGGUGUGUAUGGUAUGUACAUGUAUGUAAAGCAAUGACGUUUUUUCUGUGUCUCAUGUUGAUUACUGGUGAGUAUACUGCUGUGCGUCUGUAUGUCUGUCAACUUCGUGUUGAUGUUGCUUCAUUAGUUACAGUGGAGGAUAAAUCCAGAAAGGAAUCUUUAAGAAAAAGAAUGUGCAACACAUCAUUCAGCCUUAACCACCCUGCCCUAGAUAUGACGUGUUGAACUGUGAGCUCAGUGAGACCUGUUUCUUUUUUUUCUUUUCGAUUUCUUUAUUUUUUUUCAAUGUGGCAUUACAAAAUAGUCCACUUAGUAAGAAGAAUUGGAUUUGACCAGUGUGACAUAAUACUGUAAAGUACAGUAGUUUUCAUUAUUUAGUCACCAGAGUUGCCCAGUCUCUUCCAAAUCUUUGUCUAAAUAUAACAACAGCUUUUCUGUUUGGAGUUUAACCUGUUAAUCUCUUAUUGUUCCAUAAAUCCAGCCUAGUGAUGGAUUAUGUCCCACUAUAGUUCCAUGAGUGCACACCAAACGUGGGAUAAUGUUGUAAAAUACAGUGUUUCUGCAAAAUAAAGUUAUUUUUGCAAUGA
This is a messenger RNA of Astyanax mexicanus (Mexican tetra), 2745 nucleotides long. RefSeq names its product abhydrolase domain containing 2, acylglycerol lipase b (gene abhd2b). The transcript is spliced from 10 exons. Gene Ontology annotation, cellular component: sperm flagellum; sperm plasma membrane. Gene Ontology annotation, molecular function: monoacylglycerol lipase activity; acetylesterase activity. Lineage: Eukaryota; Metazoa; Chordata; Actinopteri; Characiformes; Acestrorhamphidae. The record is from RefSeq and is a predicted model, not a curated record. Bases 213 to 1505 code for a protein of 430 amino acids. Gene Ontology annotation, biological process: medium-chain fatty acid catabolic process; acylglycerol catabolic process; medium-chain fatty acid biosynthetic process.